AUGGCGUCUGAGCAGUCGGCGCUUCGCCCGCUCACGUUGCCGUCGCUGCCGCCCGACUUCGCUCAUCUCUCGAACCUCAAGCUACAGCUCUCGCAAACGCAGCAGGCUGUCGAGGGAUACGCGCAGCUGAGGAAGAAGCUCGAGACAUUCACGGACGAGCCAGCCUGGGAGGCCUACAUCCCGUUCGGCCCUCUCGCCUACUUCCCUGGACAGCUCGUUCACACCAACGACAUUACGCAAACGAUUGCGCCGGAAGCGGAGGCAGGACCGGGUAUCGAGGGAGGAAAAGCGGGAGGUCAGGACGCAGGUCAGGGCCGACGGGUUCUGCGAAGCGCAAAGCAGGCAAGAGAAGAGGCAGAGAGGCUGCAGAAAGACCUUGAGGCAAAGGCUACUGCUCUACAGCAGGAGAUCUCUGCGAAGGAGGAGGAGCUGAGCAAGAAGCGCGAGGAGGAGCGCAAGAACGGAGAAGCGGGCUUGGCAGGCGCAGACAUGGGCGACGAGGACUGGACGAUCAACGAGCGAGGCGAGGUGAUCAACGAGGAAGGCUUGCCCAUGUUCGACAUCCGCGAAGACUUGCCUUCAGAACCCGAGCCCGCAAAGCCUGCCUCUUCCGCCACUCCCGCCGCCUCUGGUGCGACCAGCGCAUCCAAUGCGCCUCAGAAGAUGCGGUACCUCGUCAAGAAGGGUGGAAAGACAGUUGUUCGUACUGUCAACGCACGCCCUCCCUCCAAGCCGGCUCAAGCACCUACCUCAGCCACCCCUUCCCCCUCGCCAGCAGCCUCAUCACCGUCCGCUCCUUCCGCAUCGCCGACUGUUCCAGCAGAAGACAACAAUCCGUUCCCCGUCCGACCGAAGCUCGACAUCAAGGCUAUCCUCGACGAGCUCGAAGCCGAGGAGAAGGCCGAAGCGGAGGCGAGUCGUGCAGCAUCGGGCGGGGCCGGGGUGCAGGCCGAUCCUGCUGUCGACGAGUUGACGUCGACGGCGAAUUCAUCUGAGGCUGCGGCUGCUUCGACCACAACGCUCACUCCGAAGCCUGCGCCUGCGUCGAGCGCGUUCGGCGGCUUCGCUGCCGGCUUCCUCUCGAAGGGAAAGCACAAGCGGCCGUCCAACUCGCUUCCGACGCCUUCGCCCGCCUCAACCGCCUCAGCUUCCGCCGUCGCCACAUCUCCUGCGCCAAUACCCGCUCUCAAAUCCUCCCUCUCGCGACCUUCCUCUCCUUCUCGUUCCGGCACGCCUGCCUCCGACAAGAAGCGCGUCGCGUUCGACCUUCCCCCUCCCUCUCCCUCCGAAGACGCCCCAAAGGCCAAGAAGGCUCCCAUCAUCCUCGGAAUGGGCGAUGCUGAGCCGCCCCGCCGUCCCGAACCUCCUGCAACCGAGUCGAAGAAACCUGAAGAACCGUUCGUCCGCCCGAUCAAGGACGUUGUGGUGGAAAAGCCGAUGAAGAAGCCUGUUCCGCCCGGAGGGGUCGUGGGACCGGGUGGGAUUGUGAGGCAGAAACGGUUGUCGAAGUUUAGGCAGAUGAAGGAGGAGGCGGUCGAGGCGAAGCCUGAGAAAGCGGCAGCUUCGUCACCCGAGGCGCUAUCGCAUCCGGAGACGUCGCCUCCUGUCGUUUCCGCUGCCGUACAGAAAGAUGUCAAGGGCAAGGGCAAGGCGGAUGACCAAGCCGGUCAACCCCCCUCAAUUCCCGCCCCCGUCCACACGAUCUCGCUCUCGACACGACCAAGCGAGCCAUCGAAGGAGGCUGACGGCACAAUCUCGUACGCCGAUAUCCCCUUCGACUCGGACGAAGACGUCGACGAGGAGGAUCCGUACUCGGAUGAGGAGGGCUUUGACUGGUCCGACGACGACGACGAGAUUGACGAUGACGACCUGGAUGUCGAUGCGGCGUUGCAUGCGCGAGAGGUUGCGCUUGCGUACCAUCAGCAGCGGCUGAAUGUCGGUGGCGGAAGGGGGACGGGCGCGCUCGGCGGGUAUCACGAUGUCGGCGAAAGUCCUUUCGCAGGCAUCGCUGAUUCAGAUGCGCAAGGGCUCGUCCCGGCCGACGCCACCCUUCAAUCGCUCGACCCGUCCCUCGCCGGCCCAGAGUUCGGUACCUACGCUCACGCCGGCUCCGCACAACUCGGCAAGCCCUCCCGCUUUCGCCUCGCCAACCGGAACCUCGAAUCUGCGCAGCUCAUCAUCCCUUCUCUUCUCGCGCAAGAUCCCUCACUCGAGACGUCGAGCACGCCGCUCGGUCCCGCCGUCUCUCGAGGUCAGCAUGAGGAUGCGGACGGACUCGACGACGCGGAGCAGGAGCGGUUUAGGCGGACGUUGGAAGCGCUGGCCGAGGGCCGACCGCUGCCGGAAGACGAGCAGCGCUUGGAGCGGGAGAAGGAGGUUUUGCUGCGGGAAGAGCUGGCGAAGACAAAAGAGGAGCGGGAACGAGCGAGGCUGGAGCAGCUUGAGCAGGACCGGACGGCGGGCAAGCGGCCCCCUGAGCUCGUCCAGAAGAUCCCGCGACGAACGGAGGAGGUCCAGCCUGCUGCGUCGAAUCAGGCGGUUCCUUCGGCACCUACACCUCUCGGUGGUGUCAUCGAACGUGUCGGUCCAUUGACUGCAGCGGCAGGACCAGCAUCAGCAGCGAGCGAAGGCGGAGAAGCUACGGAGGAGAAACCGAAGCGGAUGUCGAGGUUCCGACAGAAGCAGCUCGGAUUGGCAGACUAG
This is a messenger RNA of Rhodotorula toruloides NP11, 2703 nucleotides long. RefSeq lists its product as uncharacterized. Gene Ontology annotation, biological process: negative regulation of transcription by RNA polymerase II; negative regulation of phosphatase activity. Bases 1 to 2703 code for a protein of 900 amino acids. The transcript is spliced from 7 exons. Lineage: Eukaryota; Fungi; Basidiomycota; Microbotryomycetes; Sporidiobolales; Sporidiobolaceae. The record is from RefSeq and is a predicted model, not a curated record. Gene Ontology annotation, molecular function: phosphatase inhibitor activity; transcription corepressor activity; chromatin binding.